ACACAGCUGAACCAGCUGAACGCUGGUACGUCCUGAAUGUCAUGAACUCGGUGGGCGACGUCGAAGCGGGCUCCUCCAAGCCGUGGGACCAGCCGCUCAGCACGGAGGAUAUGAGAAACCGAGCGUCGAACUGGUCGCUGGCGGACGAUUCCCAGCUGCUCGCAUACCUGGAGUGCGUCUCACGGAACAUCACGUCGAGAAGCUACGAGAUUCAGAAGGAGUUGGACAGCCUCAUUCACGAAACUCGGGUGUCUGGUGUGAAGGUCAACAAUGUCAUCAAUGAUUUCAACCAUCUCAGUAGCCUUCAAUUCAUAGAAAAUAGGGUCUACGAUGAAGAAGCGAGGGAACCUGAGAAGGCUCAGAGUGAAGCUCAGGCCGAGAGCAAGGAGCAGCAGGAGGCGGAGCUGGUGCGUCGGAUGCGGGAUGCGUUCCAGCACGGGGUGCAGGUGGUGCGCUCCUCGCUGGAGUUUGUGGACCUGAACCAGGAGGGGGACUCGGACGAGGACUCCGAGGACGAGGGGGCACCGCCUGCCGAGCCGCUCUUCCGCUCCCGGGACCCCUACCUGCACCGGGCCCUGCCCCUGCUCAUCGGCAGCCAGGCCUUCGUGCAGGACGACAGGGUCGGCCUUGGGGACCUCCUCAGCGAGGACGAGGAGGAGGAAGAAAAAAGCAGUCGAGGAGAGUACGAAAGCGACCGGUCGGAGAGCGACUUUGACGAGGAGAAGGAAGCCAAGGCUCCGGCAGACACGAGGAUGGCACAGGCAAUGCUGCGGGAGUAUGGGAACCACUUGGAGAGCAGCGAGGAGGAGCUCUUUGACCAGAAGGCGGAGCUGCACUCGGCGAGCAGCGAGAGCGAGCCGGACUCGGACGCCGACCUGCUGCCCUCCGAGCCACCGCCCAAGAGGGGCUCCGUGUCUUCCAGGAGGAGCGAGGGCGCCGGGAGCGUGCGGAGACGGGAGGAGGACUUGUUCGGCGUGCCGAGCGAUGGAGAGAUGUUCACCGAGGCUGAGGAGCAGUCUCCAUUCAAGAAAAGGGGUGGCGCUUUCUCCAGCCCAAGAAAGCUGUUCGACGACGAUGAAGACGACGAAAAGGGGGACCUGUUCAACGACGUUCCGCCGGCGAAGGAGCGGGCCUCCAGCACGACCACUCGUCCGACGCCGCAGUUCACCCAGAGCGGGAAGAAGCUUCCGGCUGGGGCGCGGUCCAUGCUUGGAGGUUCUGGUCCACCGCCCCUGAUGCGAUCUGAAUCAAGGCCGUCGGAAGUCAAAGAAAAUGCUGUUCGGGCUCAGGCAGCUGCUGUACCUAAGCUCCCACCCAGAGCAUCGAGUACAGACGAAGAAGUGUUUUCUGAUCACUCUGACGAGGAGAAUGGCUUGUUCAAGGAUGCCCCCAAGGUCGUUCAGCGGCAACAGAGUGAAAAAGAGGAGCGUCCAGCUCCGUCUUCCAGCGGCCUCUUUGACACCCAGGCCAGCAAAGCAGCGCCUGCGCCUUCCAAGCCUGCACCCAAGACAUUCUCUGCGGGCGGGCUGUUUGACGAGGAGGAGGAGGACGACCUCUGGGCCCCCGUCAAAAAGGAACCUAGCAGCCUGCCCAACAGUGUCAAGACGGAAACAUCAGCAUUGGCAAAGGAACCGCCGCCUCCGGUGAAGGAAGAGGAAACCCUGCGGGUAACCCAAGUUUCAAAACCCGGUGGCCUCUUCGAAGACGACGACGACCUCCUCUUCGUUUCGAAUCGCGACAGCCAGAAGGCGGAAACAAAGCCGGAAACAAAGCCGGCCAAGUCGUUUCUGUUCGACGACUCCGAGGAGGACAUCUUUUCGAGUGCCGUCCCCGCACCCGGAGGCCCCGGGGCCGCCGAGCCCUGGCCGAGUUCGUCGGACGGGGGGACCUCGGAAGGCGCCGAGGCCGGGCCCUUCUUGGCCAAAGGGAGGGCUGCCUCGAGGGGACUGUUCCUCUUCGAAGACGACGUGCCAGUGCAAGAGCCACAAAAGAAGGAGGAGCCCGAGCCGGUGCCGGCUGCCGCGAGGAAGCCGACGCGCGAGUCGAUCUCGCUGUUCGACGAGGAAGAAGCGGACGAGGACCUGUUUGCGGACAGGACUCCGCCCACGCACAUGGCGGACAGCCAGAGCAGCCACAGCAUCCAGAGCUCCUCCUGGAGCAUUGGGUCUAAGGGAGAUGCGGAGCCGGCGUCGGUCCGGGGAGAGGCGGCCUCUGAACAAGUCGGAAAGGCGAGGAGCGGCAGCCGGUUCUUGUUCGAGCGAGAGGACGAGCUCUUUGGGGGAGUCGCCGACGAGGACGUGGACCUCUUUGCCCCGACCGAGUCUGGCCAGCCGGUUGCAGAUUCGUCCAGCCAGAAGAAACCCGUGGGCGGAGUUUCUCUCUUCGGAGGCUCCACUCUCUUUGGAGACGAGCUCAAGCACCGGCUCGGGAGGGUUGGCGGUGUCCUCGAGGAGCCGGAUGCAGACGUACUGGACGACGGCAGUGGUGACCUGUUUGCAGCAAAGCCCAGGGCUAGGCCGCCGCCUCUUCGAGAUACCAAGGUGGUGUCCGUCAGCUUCGACGAGCCGGCCGACCAUAUCACAACGCUGACGAGCGCAACCAAGGACCGUGCGAGGAUCCAGGCCAAGAGACGGCCGCCUUCCCGCAAGGGGCGUCAACCCAGGUCCAGCGACGACGCCCCGUCUUCCGACAGCGGCGGCUCGCCGGCUACGGCGGUUCUCAGAUCGCCGCCGACGCCGGCCCGCAGCACCGCGGUGGCUUCUGCGACGGAUACGGUUACUCCGACUGCGGGAGAAGGGAAGGCGCUUGCAGUCCACGGGUCCUCGUCGACGCUCCCCAGCAUGGUCAAGUCUCCGUCGACGGAGGAAGAGGACCUCUUCUCCGUCGUCGAAAACAGCCUCCGCCCCGUGCCGGAAGCGAGGCGCCCGGGACCUUCCCUCGCUCCACCGCCAAGGCCCCAGGAGGUGCACGGGUCACAGGCUCCUUGGAAGGGCAUCUUGGAUGACAGUGACGAGGACCUGUUUUCUUCUGUGAACCCCGCCGGGAAGACUGCUCCCAGCCGGCCACGGAGCCUACAGGAGGGCUCUAGAGGCUCCGACGCACUGUUUGGCUUCGGUGACGGUGACGUCAAGGCAAGUCAAAGCACAAAGAAGGCAGCUACCAUGUCAUUCUUGCAUGACAGUGACGAAGAUACGAAGGCAUUACCCAGGGAUUCUCCGAAGAAAGAAGCCACUGGAGUCUUGGACGAUGACGACGCGGACAUCUUCACGUCAUCUUCAAGGGCACUGUCGAGCCGUCCCAAGCGCAGCACUUUAUUUGACGACGAUGACUCAGAUGACAUUUUUGGCACAAGGCCGGUGGCUCCCAGGGCGAGCACGGCCGAAAAGAAGAGCGUGCCUCCGGUGAAGAAGUCUCUGCCCAAGGUCCCAGAUUUCAAGGACCCCCUCCUGAGCGAACUGGACAACUGACAGACGGGGAUUCUGCGGGGCCUCUCUUUUCCCCGCUUUUUGCUUUCUGGGGGGAGGGGAGCCCCUUUUUUUUAUUUUUAUACGCCAAUCUUUCAGCUUUUAUAGCCUUUGUACAUAAUGUGUGUACAUAAACAACGGGAAUAUUUAAAUAUACAAACGUCGAUCAUGAUGCGAGGUGGACAUAUUUUGUAGUUAGUUUUGCUAUCAUAAUUUUUUUGUUGGCAAGUUUUGUGGCUAGUCGAACUUAAUUACGUAAACCCAGGCAAGCGGUGCUUUUGGUCGUCUGCUUUUCCAAGCAUCAGCGUUAUGCGCGCUUUAAUAGCUUUGCAAGCCAAAAUAAAACAAGUUGCCGAGA
Molecule: messenger RNA, 3822 nt
Organism: Ixodes scapularis (black-legged tick)
Lineage: Eukaryota; Metazoa; Arthropoda; Arachnida; Ixodida; Ixodidae
Product: WASH complex subunit 2
Exons: 29
Coding region: 42-3467 (1141 amino acids)
Source: RefSeq, a predicted model, not a curated record